Molecule: messenger RNA, 5110 nt
Organism: Pseudoliparis swirei
Lineage: Eukaryota; Metazoa; Chordata; Actinopteri; Perciformes; Liparidae
Gene: stim1a
Product: stromal interaction molecule 1a
Exons: 13
Coding region: 498-2867 (789 amino acids)
Biological process (GO): store-operated calcium entry; intracellular calcium ion homeostasis; activation of store-operated calcium channel activity
Cellular component (GO): endoplasmic reticulum; plasma membrane
Molecular function (GO): calcium channel regulator activity; protein binding; calcium ion binding
Source: RefSeq, a predicted model, not a curated record
UGUUGUAAUUCAGGAGGAACAGUAUCAUCCAGCCUAGCUGGCGUUACAGUUGUUCUCCAGUAACGUCCCUGUUGGCUAACUUGCGGUGUCUUGUUGAAUACAUCCGAACCAGGCCAAUAGCGGCUCGCGCAGAUGUUAAAUAUUAACGGUGACGUGCGUCCGUUGACAAUCCGACACUGACCGAAACUGAAGAAGACGAAACGACACGGAAGCGUGAGUGUGAGGGCUCGGUGGUGUUACUUCCCCUUUGUGGCUCUUCCACUUCGUUUCCUCGUUCGCAGAGAUGUUUAGCUAGCUCGCGCUCGUCGGGGCUCGUCCGACAUCCCUGCAGUCGCUCGCGGACCGGGGGGCUCACACGCCGGUUGCUGUUACGAUCUCUUAUCGCGUUAUUGUUGUCCCUGAAGUGACGUGUGUUUCCAACCACCGCCAAGAAGCCCCCGACGCAGCUAAACGGACAACACGCGGGGGCGGACCGCGAUAGCCAGCACGCACCAGUCAUGGAGUUCAACACAUGUGUGGCCUUGUGGAUAUUGAGCUUCUGUCUCGUUGGAGAAAGUUGGACUGACAAACCAAGUUCACCUCCACCAGACAGUCAGAUUGUUGAACACGCGGUGUCAGACUUAUGUCGCAUUGAUGCGCCGCUAUGCAAGGAUGAGAAUGGAGUUCUCAGCUACGAGUCCAUCCGUAGUAUCCACAAGCAGAUGGAUGAUGAUGCCAACGGCAAUGUAGACGUGUCUGAGACGGACGGCUUCCUGAGAGAAGAUCUAAACUACCAUGACCCAAAGGCCAAGCAUAACACCUUCCACGGGGACGACCAGUUCAUCAGUGUGGAGGACUUGUGGAACACAUGGAAGGGCUCUGAAGUGUAUAAUUGGACAGUGGAUGAGAUGGUGGACUGGCUCAUCACCUACGUGGAACUGCCCCAAUAUGUGGAUGCCUUUCGCAAGAUGAAUUUCAAUGGAAGUGUCAUGCCAAGGCUCGCCGUGAAGAACACCACUCUGACUCUCGCUAUUCUGAAGAUUCUGGAUCGCAGCCAUGUGCAAAAGUUGCAGCUCAAAUCUUUGGACACUGUACUGUUUGGAGCACCCCUGAUGAAUAGACAUAGCCACUUGAAGGACUUCAUGCUGGUGGUGUCAAUAGUCAUCGGCAUGGGUGGCUGCUGGUUUGCCUACAUCCAGAACCGCUACUCUAAGGAUCAUAUGAAGAAGAUGAUGACGGACCUGGACGGCCUGCAGCGAGCUGAACAAAGUCUGCAUGACCUGCAACAGAAGCUGCAGAUCGCCCAGGAGGAGCACCGCACAGUGGAAGUGGAGAAGGUGAACCUGGAGCAGAAGCUGAGGGAUGAGAUCAACGCAGCAAAGCAGGAAGCCUACCGCCUGAGGGAGCUGCGGGAGGGCACGGAGAACGAACUGAGUCGCCAGAAAUACGCUGAAGAAGAGUUGGAUCAGGUGCGCAUGGCGUUGAAGAAGGCAGAGAAGGAGUUGGAGUCCCGGAGAAGAUGGUCACCGCCAGAGUCCCUCCAGAAGUGGCUGCAGCUCACCCACGAGGUGGAGGUGCAGUACUACAACAUCAAGAAGCAAAAUGCUGAAAAGCAGCUCCUGGUGGCCAAAGAAGGGGCGGAGAAAAUAAAGAAAAAGAGGAACACUCUGUUUGGGACUUUCCACGUGGCUCACAGCUCCUGUCUGGAUGACGUGGACCACAAAAUACUGACUGCAAAACAAGCCCUGGGGGAGGUGACGGCUGCUCUGCGGGAGCGGCUUCACCGUUGGCAGCAGAUCGAGAUCAUCACACGUUUUACCAUCGUCAACAACCCAGGCCUUCCUUCUCUCACCUCGUCCCUCAACCUCGACUCCAACUUCAUGGCCGGCAGAGCUACGCCUCAGCACUUCAUCAUGUCUGACGACAUGGACGACUUGGAUGAGGAUAUCGUGCCUGGAAAUCUGCAAUCUCCCAGUAUGAUGUCCCUGCGCCAACGCCACAUUGACCCCCAGCUGGCCAUGGCCUCCCAGAGGUUGGUAGAGAGUUGCCUGUUGGUGGGGCAGCAGGGGGCGGGAACCCUCUACCCGUCCAGGGCUCGGGGCCCCCUCAGGCAGUCGCAGUCGUUCGGGCAGCUGGAUUGUCUCCCUCUGCCGCCCCUUUACUCGGCCGUGUCUCACCCCUCCAUCGUCUGUACCUCCAACCUAAACCCUCAUUCCCAGUCCUCCUUGAACUCCUCUUCCCACUGCUUACCCAGCUCUGUGGGUGGCAUCGAAGCCCCCCAUUCCUCCCAUAGAUAUGCUUCUUUCCAGCCCAUGGAUCCCAUCCCCGAUUUCACCUUCUCUGACGUCUCCAGAGCACGCCCGUCACACAGCGACAGCUUCGGGUACCCGUCUCCUUCCGAGCGCAUGGACCUAAACCGCUCUGACUCCGAGUCCUCCCUGUCCCUCUCUCAAGUUGGUGAUCGGCUCUCUGCCUACAGCUCCAAAGGCCACCUGGUCAAGCCCGCCGCCCUCCUUCACGACACCGCCUCUCUGUACGCUCACACGCCCAACGGAGGGAACCGCGUUCACGAGGUCGGGCCUCCGGAGCCCGCCCACGACAGCCCCAUCCUCAUGAAGAAGAUGUACGGCACGGAGCAGUCGCCCAGCCCGGGAGAGGUCAACAGUCUGUCGGAGUCCUCCCGCUCGCUCAGCCCCAACUCCACGGAACCCGACACGCCGUCGCCGACCGGAGGGCAACCGGCGGCGAAGGGAAGCAGCCGCAUCCCACAGCUGUCCUCCAAGAAGAGCCCGCUGGAGGAGGACAGCGGCUCCACGGGAGAAGACACCGAUUCCACCGCCAGCCGCAAGAAACACACCUUCAAGAUCUUCAAGAAGCAGAAGAAAUGAGGGCCGUGUGAACUCCAGGCGGUUAAAGCCGCGUGAUCGUGUUCCUCUGGUCUGUUUUAGAAACGAGGUUCGAGGGGUCGUCCGAGGUCAGAUGAUGGCACGAUUUGUUGCCGGUACGACACCUACGCUAAAGGAACUGUGGGAGCAACCAGCUGUUGGGUUUAAUCUGUGUAUUGGGUCGAUGUGGGUAGGUUUGUAUAUUGGAAUGUAAAGUAUUAUUUAUUCAGCAGUCUCCAAGAGACAUGUCUCCCGGUUGUUUUUUCUUUCUUGUUCUCCAAUCUAUAACAUUGUGCAUGCCUUCCGUUUAGUUUGACUGCUCCUCGAAUGCCCGUCGUGUUUGCGUGGUUCUUGUCCUUAACCUGCCUCGACAACACUUGAUGUUUCAUUUAUUACCGCCUAUCGUCCAAGUCCAAAGUCAAUGUGCGCUCACUUUGACUCACUGAGUUGUUUGUUUUUAUUGAUGGUGACAUGUUUGUUUGUCUCUUGUCGUCUUCUUCUCGGCAGAGCAAAUGGCACAUUCAAGAGACCCUCAGGCUGUCGCGGUCUGACUCGUUUGACAGCCAACAGGAAGUUUAAAUAGUGAUCAAGUUCAGCAAAAGUAGCUUUUUGGUUUGAGUUAUAUUCCCUAGAAGUGUAAAACAAAUGCUUAUUAACGAUUUGAUUUCAUCCAAGAGCACCCGGGUGGCAUCACCUCGUGUACAUCGAGCUUAACGUGAGCUAACUCGUAAUUUACAAAGGGACCAUCAAAUGCAGCAUCAGACCGUUUGCGUUAUUUUUAUUAUAUCAUUGUUGAGUGUAAAAGAAAAGCGGCUUUGCUUCAAUGUCCAGCUUUUAAAUAAUACAAACAAAUCUAAACACUGAUUCAUAUUUGGAUUAACACAUGUCUAUAUAGGUGUUUGAAUUUCCUGGAUUGAAGUGUUUUAAGUACCAAACACAUAAUUACCAAUGAAAUUGUGUGACGAACAUUUAUCUGGCUUUGACCAUUAUAGGAUACUAUUUUGGAGAAAGUGGACAAUACAUACCAAUAAAAAGAAAAGAAUCAAAGAAUUUAACUCCAAGCACUUGAAGCACAUUUUUAUUCAGCUUUUGAUUAAAAGUGAACUUGUUUUCAAAGAUUAAAAGAUAAAUGGUAUCCUCCAUAUAAACUGGCUGUGAGUUUAACUUUGAUUUGGCUCUGCUGUCCUCUGUCUCGUUUAUCUUUUGGUGGCCAAUGAGAAGUUUACGUCAGUGUCAGUAAGAGAUGGGUGCUGGUGAGGGCUACAGCUAAGAGGCAACAUCAUUUGCUCUGUAAGAUGGACAUGUUCAAGUUGCAGCCACUUUGUAAUCCACCUUUUAUGAAGAUUUGGACCAAUUCCAUCACGUUUCAAAUGACUGUGAGGGCUUUGUUUGCAGGGGGUUAAGCCCGACAUAUGUGAUGCAUAUAAAUACAGUAUGUCUAUACAUCACAUACUGUAUGUCUGCAUCACAUACUGUAUGUGAUAAUACAUACUGUAUUUCUACAUCACAUACGGUAUCUAUAUGCAUACCGUAUGUGAAGUACGUCCUGACUUUACACUGAUUGUCCAAGGGUAUUGUUGCUGUGACAGUAUCAUCAGUACAGUAUGUUAAUGUGUUACAGAUAAUGGUCAGAUUACCACAACGUUGUGCCCGUUUUAAUAUCGACAGCUUCUUAUGAGCACAGAACUAUGCAUCAGUAGUUGUAGGUGAUGACUAGAGUAGUAAGGACGCCAGUACUCUUAGGGUGCUCCUUAGGGUGCUCCUGACCGAUGAACAACCAACAAGUGCUUCAAAAGACAGUCGGCCUCCCCAGCCUCAUCACGUAACAGGUGCUUUGGACGCGCAAGACAUGUUUGGAUAUUUUAUUUUACAAACCAGCUUUUAAAAAAAAACUUUUUAAUUGUAAUUUGUACCUUUUCUUUUGCACGACAGAGCUGUAAAUGGAUUAUGCCAUCUGAGUGUGUGCGAGCGCACGUGUGUGUGUGUCCGUCUGCUUCUAGGAUAAUGCAUUGUAAUGUCGAUGCAUGUCAACCGCAGUAGCACAACCUACAUCGGGUUCAAAGAGUGGUUCAGCUUUAACUCGUCACGAGCCAUUCUACUUAGUUUCCUUCUCUUUUAGUUUGAGCUUCUAUUUAUGAAUACAAACAGUAUAUUUGUACAGGGAAAAUGAUAAUGUUGCAUCUUCUGUGACGGUCCAGACCUUUACGGCACUCCUGCAUGAUAGCAAUAAACUAUUUUGAAUGAAA